AUGGAUCACGGAGUGGGGAAGUAUCACUCGCAGUACUCAGUUGUUAUUCCCAGCUCUUGCGGGCACCACUGUGGCUAUAAGAUAGAAAGUGUGUCAGUAUGGAAAAAAGACUUGAUGCUUUUAAAUGCAGCUAGGGCAUUUAAGCCUACCGGUACUGUAAUUAUAGACGUAUUUGAUUACAGAGAAGGAUGUGUCCAUUCGUGUGACAAGCUGGCGCUGUAUGUGGACAGUAGAUAUUUGACUGGUGCUGACCUACAGUUUGUAGAAUUGGUCACAAACGAUAUCCAUACUUUUCUGGAGGGAGAAGAGAAGGCCUCAUUGAACAGGAUCCUUCUUUUCCCUCCUGUGGACAGUUACCAUCGUCUACUCAUCCACAAGACAGCCGAACAGAUCACGGGCUUAAACAGUUUCUCUGUCGGGGAGGGGAAGAGCAGAAGGACAGUGGUCUGUCAUAAACUCACUCUGCUCAGAGACACCUGCUUUGAGCAGUCUGUUUGGAAUUCUGCUGGAAGGUUCCACAAGAUAAAUACAGUAGAGAGUGCACCUGUAACCAGGUCACAGUCCAGUGCGGACUGUUACCAUGAUUCUGCCGACAGUGAAAACACAGCAGAUCAGCCAACAUCCAGACAAACUCUGACACACAACUGCUCAAACUCUCCUCAUACCAGUGAAACACAGACUCCUUCACGGAAAAGACCCAGUGCCAUGGAGAGCAGAGGUAGAGGAGUUAAUUCAAAGUCAAGGCAGAGAACAAAGCGACCAGAGAUGCAGAUUUAUGUACCUAGGGGACGACGACUACAGCAGAGAAAUGAGGGAGUGUCUGUCACCACAGCUACUGAUAACACACCUCCCACCCUACCCACAAGCUCGUCAACUGUCAAGACAUCCUCAAACUCUGAAACUAAAAAAAGCAUGGGGUCCAGUUGUUUACUUUGUGAGAGGGAUUGUGAUGGUGAUAAGCCAGAGAGAAGGUCAUUAUCCCCUCAUGUGGGCAGAGGACGGGCCAAAACCCUCCAGACCUUUGUACACGCCCAAACCUCGCCCUCCUGACAAAAGAGAUAAAAAGGAUGGUGUUGGUGCACACACAAAUGUCCAAAGUGAUUCCAGAGAUGUUUUCAAGGAUCCUGCUGAUUCUGAGCCAGGUGCGCAGACUGAAAAAGGUGAUACAAGUGAGUUCAUGGACAUCAGUGAUCUCUGUAGUAUUGUAGAGAAAGACAUUAGUCAGCAGUCUGUCUCUGUCUCCACAGUGGCCCCUAGUGGACAGGAAGUUCAAAACUUGUCUGGCAUUCCUAGCCCACCCACAGAUGAUAGUCUUAUUUCUUCUCCUCUAUCUGAGACAUCUGGAAAUAGAUGUGAGAACAGCGUAGAUGUGGUUAAUCCUGAUCGGUUUGACGAUGCUGUCCCUGAACUCAAAUAUUCAAGAUCUCAGGAAAGUGCUCUGUGUGGCGAUGAAAAAGUCAACAAAGAUAGUGGCAUUGCCAGAACA
Messenger RNA from Liolophura sinensis, 1486 nucleotides. RefSeq lists its product as uncharacterized. Gene Ontology annotation, molecular function: nucleic acid binding. NCBI's taxonomy places the organism in Eukaryota, Metazoa, Mollusca, Polyplacophora, Chitonida, Chitonidae. The transcript has 6 exons. The coding region runs from base 1 to 1050 and encodes 349 amino acids. The record is from RefSeq and is a predicted model, not a curated record.